GAUAAUUACAACCGAUAAUUGUCCGUGAGGCGAUAAUGGCGGUAACAUUCGCCGUCAGACGUGCUGCGAUCCUAACUUUCGUUUGUGCCCUUUUCGCAUCCGGUAGCACUCAAGAAGUCGUUAGAAAUUCACAACCGAACGAUGUCAGCAGAAGGAAUUGCGGAGAGUACCAGUUCACCUGUCAAAACGGCGAUUGCAUCGCGAGCGAAUUGCUGUGCGACGGAAGAGCCGACUGUUCGGAUCAGAGCGACGAGAACCAGGUGGAAUGCACAAAACCGGAGCUGACCUGUCCGGAUUACGCGUUCCGGUGCACUUACGGGGCCUGCGUCGACGGAGACGCGGUCUGCAACGGCGUCAAGGACUGCAUCGACAACAGCGACGAAACACUGACGAGGUGUCCGGGUAUUUCGGUGGCUGACCCUGAGGCGAUCUGUGGUCUUGACGACUUCCAGUGCACGAAUGGACAAUGCGUUAACUCGACGUCUCUCUGCGACGGGACCGUCGACUGCGCCGAUCGGAGUGACGAAACUGCCCUCGCCUGCGGAUCCUUUCCCUGCAACCAGAUGGUAUUCCGGUGUAAUUACGGCGCCUGCAUCGACGGCGACCUCCCCUGCAACGGAGUCCGCGAUUGUGCCGACGGCUCGGACGAGGAUCCACUGCGAUGCGGCGGUCCAACCACUCCGGAAACCGUUACUCCCUUGACACCGACGCCGACGCCGACGCCACCGCCGACUCCUAGACCGUCAUCCCGGCCGCCUGUGGCGAAGCCAUCUUGCGUGGCCCCGCCGCAGCCAAGUAACGGCCACUGGAAGCUCCUUCCAUCACUCUGCAGUAACGAGCUGGACUGUGACGUUCCUCAAGGUGUUGAACUGGAACCUGGUACCCAGCUGGUAUACACCUGCAAUCCCAACUUGAAGGCGAGAGGAAGCACCGACGUCUUUUGCGGGGUUAAAGGAACGUGGUCGAAAAUACCCGUCUGUGUUGAGAUAAAAUGCAGCGCUUUGAACUCCCCGUCGACGACGGCGUCUUGCACUCAUCAGGGCCAGUGGGUGAGCUGCGACUCUGCGGUUUCUCCGGGUACACGAGCGCAAUUAUCUUGUCGCCUGGGAUACAGGAUGGACACGACUUCCUUCACAACUCGCAGAGCUUCCGUGACGUGCAACGCGAAUGGAAGGUGGGAGCCGGACCCCAUCAGAUGCAUACCAGUUUGCGGUGUCGCAAAAACCAACCAGACCCCAUUGGUGUACAAUGGAGUCAAGGCGUCCGUCGGCGACUUUCCGUGGCAUGCUACUCUCUACUUGGAGGAGAACACGGAGAAAGGACCCAAAAAGGAAUUUCAGUGUGGUGCUACAAUUAUUCAGGUCAAUCUGAUUUUGACUGCUGCUCAUUGCGUCUAUGACGAAAAUACCAAGACUGCGGUGAAGCCUGAGAAACUCUUCAUCGUUACCGGAAACACAUUCCGUGAUUAUGAUUCUCCGCUGCACGAUAGCAAAAUCGUUCGAAAAUCUGCGGUGAAAAAUGUUUACUUGUAUUGUCAGUAUUACGGACUAAAUGGAAAUUACGCAUCUGACAUUGCACUGCUGGAACUCCACCAGCCGUUCGAAUUCACCAGCAUUCUUCAGCCUGCUUGUUUGGACGUGUCUGGGUUCAGUGAGCAGAUACUCGAGCCUGGUGUCUUUGGAAAAGUCGCCGGUUUCGGUAGGACAGCAACAGGCACGACCAGUGCCGUUCUGCAGACUCUGACACUGCCUUACAUAUCCUACAACCAGUGCAAGUCUUCGAGCAACAGUAGCGAAAUUGCAGUCUUCAUCAGCAACGACAAGUUCUGCGCCGGUUACACAAAUGGAUCGGCUGUGUGUGAAGGUGACAGCGGGGGUGGAUUGGUAUUUAAGAAAAACGACUUGUGGUACGUUAUGGGGGUCGUCAGUGUUGGUCUCGGCGUAGACACCAGCAACGGGGAAAGGACGUGCGACAAAUACUCUUACUCACUUUAUACCAAAGUCUCCACUUACAUGGCAUGGAUUCAAGACGCGAUGUUCAAUUUAGAACGAUACAAGUUUUUCCGGGGGUGUGGAUUUAAUGUUUUCAAAUGAUUGUGCAGUUUAAUAACAUUUCAGAACAAUCGAUACUAAUUUAGGGGAAAAUUGUUGGUAGGAGAAUAAUCGUCGUUGGUUCUAUUUUACGGAUUGAUUUAUAAUGCAAGGUUGUGGGAGAGAGAAGAUUUUCGGAAGACUUUUAUUUCUGUGCGGUAAUUGCAACUUGAUUUUAUUUACGGACUAGUAAUCUAAAAAGGUAACGAGAGGAAAAUGAGGAUUGUUACAGUUUGAUCAGACAAUAAUUGGAGGUACGCUGUUUGUCAAAAUAUGUUUAUAUAUAGAUGUAUAGGUAUAAAAUCGUAUACUGAAAUAAGGCUUGAAAUUACAGGAAUCACCAGCCUGAAACCUCUUAUGAUAAAAAAUAGAUUUUCUUCAAAGUAACAAAUUCACAAUGAUUAUUAUACAUAUACGCGAAAACGUUAUCAUAAAUAAAAUAACUUACAAUGUUA
Diprion similis is the source of this 2545-nucleotide messenger RNA. Its product is annotated as modular serine protease-like. The record is from RefSeq and is a predicted model, not a curated record. Gene Ontology annotation, cellular component: membrane. The transcript is spliced from 9 exons. Gene Ontology annotation, biological process: proteolysis. Bases 36 to 2093 code for a protein of 685 amino acids. Lineage: Eukaryota; Metazoa; Arthropoda; Insecta; Hymenoptera; Diprionidae. Gene Ontology annotation, molecular function: G protein-coupled receptor activity; protein binding; serine-type endopeptidase activity.